This is a messenger RNA of Dimorphilus gyrociliatus, 808 nucleotides long. The record is from the annotation of a GenBank genome assembly. Lineage: Eukaryota; Metazoa; Annelida; Polychaeta; Dinophilidae.
CAUGAAUAUAUUGUUUUUUGACGGACAAGGUUUGAGGAAUAAAAGGCCAGAAUCGUUGGAAGAGUGUAGGGAGAAUUAUUUUCAAUGUAAAACGGAUAAUAUCUGCAUUAAUAUUAUUUAUAAAUGUGAUGGAUUUAUGGAUUGUAAAUCUGGAGAAGAUGAAUUUGAAUGCUCAGAAGGAAAAUUUUCAUGUUUUACAACAACUGAGGAAAUUAAUUAUAAACUUGUAUGCAACAAUAUAGUAGACUGUUCUGACGGAUCUGACGAAAGCAAUUGCAUUAGAAGAGUACCAGACACAAAAUAUAGGUCUCAAUGUAAAAAUGGACAAUUUAUACCUUUUGAAAAUGUUUGUGAUAAUGAAUUUAAUUGUUUUGAUGGAAGUGACGAAAUCUGCUUUGACGAAUCUGCAAUUGAAGAUAUUUAUAAAAUAACUUGUAAUUCAAAAACUCAAUUCCUUUGUAAUUAUCAAAGUACAGAAAAACAAUGCCUUCAAAAAGGUUUACAGUGUAACUUGAAGAAAGAUUGUCAAGGCUACGAAGAUGAAUUGGACUGUUCAACGUUGCAUUGUCGCAAAGAAAAUCCACAUUAUUGUAAUAUUCAAUACAGUUCAACAGGCUUUCUUAGCAAUGGAACAGGAUUUCCAAUACUGUUGAAGAAAUUAUGUUUAGAUAGAUCUUGUCAGAAAGAGCAGUAUAAAUGCUUUUACGAAGGAUACUGCAUUGGUAUUGAACUUGUUUGCGACGGAAUAAAUCACUGUUUAUACGGAGAUGACGAAUUAGAUUGCGGUAAAAGGAAGAAACUUAUGUGA